Molecule: messenger RNA, 525 nt
Organism: Lymnaea stagnalis (great pond snail)
Lineage: Eukaryota; Metazoa; Mollusca; Gastropoda; Lymnaeidae
Source: the annotation of a GenBank genome assembly
CUGGUCUCCAUCACGUGGGCUUUGUCCACGUUCAGAAGGUCGCUGCCUGAAGUGGACUUCGAUCUCGUGGUCAUCAGCUGGCCGGGUACCGCCCUGAAACAUCUUUGGCGUGGUGGUGAGCUCCUGGUGAGAGCCAUAGCUCUCGGCCUGUUUGCAUCGAUCUACACCCACUGGUUAUUUCUUGUACUGGGCCUGCACUGGGCGGCCAUGCUCGUGUGUCUCUGCAUACCUCUCAUGGCCUCGGUCGACUGGGCCGGCGUCGGCUGCGCGAGACGAACACUCAACGGCGCAAUGACCUCCUUCGUUUACAUUUUCGUCUUCAUCAACACCAGCCCGGAGAAUGCCGUUUUUCGCUACACCUUCUUCUACGUCAUAAUCUUUUUGGAGAACGCCACGCUCAUUACCGUGUGGCUCAUACAGUCCUCUUCGGAUGAACUCUCGGACAACGUCGCUUUUGUGUACGUCGCAGCAUUUGCAUUUGUAACGGCCAUCGCGUCCAUGAUUGUGUAUUACAAAUUCUUCCAC